Molecule: messenger RNA, 1714 nt
Organism: Emys orbicularis (European pond turtle)
Lineage: Eukaryota; Metazoa; Chordata; Testudines; Emydidae
Gene: PTGS1
Product: prostaglandin-endoperoxide synthase 1
Exons: 11
Coding region: 107-1714 (535 amino acids)
Biological process (GO): cyclooxygenase pathway; response to oxidative stress
Cellular component (GO): neuron projection; cytoplasm
Molecular function (GO): oxidoreductase activity, acting on single donors with incorporation of molecular oxygen, incorporation of two atoms of oxygen; peroxidase activity; heme binding
Source: RefSeq, a predicted model, not a curated record
UCUCUCCUUCGCACUGGUGGUACUGCUGAGUGUGUGUGUGAGCCAGGCAAGCCCCAGCACAGUGAAUCCAUGCUGUUAUUACCCAUGUCAGAACAAAGGGGUGUGCAUGAGGGUCGGCAGGGAAAGCUACGAAUGCGACUGCACCCGGACAGGUUACUUCGGUAUUAACUGCACUUCGCCUGAGUUUUGGACACGACUCCACGUUAUGAUAAAGCCAAGCCCGGCCUUCUAUCACUUCAUCCUGACUCACUUCAAGUGGCUUUGGAACAUCAUCAAUAAGACCUUCGUUAGGGAGACGCUGAUGAGACUGGUGCUAUCAGUCCGGGCCAAUCUGAUCCCAAGCCCCCCCACGUAUAACUCAGCGCAUGGAUAUAUCAGCUGGGAAGCCUAUUCCAACGUGAGCUAUUUCACCCGUGUCCUUCCACCUGUACCUGAGGACUGUCCGACUCCUAUGGGAACCAGCGGGAAAAAGCAGCUCCCUGACCCUCAGCAAUUUGCAGAGAGGUUUCUGCUCCGGCAGCAGUUCCUAGGGGACCCCCGUGGGACCAACCUGAUGUUUGCCUUCUUCGCACAGCACUUCACUCACCAGUUCUUCAAGACAUCUGGGAAGAUGGGGCAUGGCUUCACCAAGGCCCUGGGCCAUGGGGUGGAUCUCGGGCACGUGUAUGGGGACAAUCUGGAGCGUCAGUACCAGCUGCGGAACUUCACAGACGGGAAGCUCAAAUAUACGGUACUGCAUGGAGAGGUAUAUCCACCCACGGUCCUCGAGGCUCCGGUUCACAUGAUCUACCCUGCCGGCACCCCCAAGGAGAAGCAGCUGGCUGUGGGCCAGGAGGUGUUUGGCCUGCUGCCGGGGCUAAUGAUGUAUGCGACCAUCUGGCUUCGCGAGCACAACCGAGUCUGUGACGUGCUGAAGCAGGAGCAUCCGACGUGGGACGACGAGCAGCUCUUCCAGACAGCCCGCCUCAUCCUCAUCGGAGAGACCAUCAAGAUCGUCAUUGAGGACUACGUGCAGCAUCUCAGCGGGUACUUCCUGCAGCUGAAGUUUGACCCGGAGCUGCUGUUCGGCGUGCAGUUCCAGUACAGGAACCGGAUUGCUGUGGAGUUCAACCAGCUCUACCACUGGCACGCGCUGAUGCCGGACUCGUUCAUCAUCCAGGGGAACGAAUACAGCUACAAGCAGUUUAUUUACAACACCUCCAUGCUUCAGGACUACGGGGUGGAGGCCUUGGUGGAAUCUUUCUCCAAGCAAACGGCAGGACUGAUCAGUGGGGGACAAACCAUCAAUACCAACCUCUUGAAAGUGGCUGUUGGAGUUAUUGAGGAAUCACGGCUGCUGAGGCUGCAGCCCUUUAACGAGUACCGGAAGAGGUUUUCCAUGAAGCCCUACAAAUCCUUCCAGGAGUUAACAGGAGAAGAGGAGAAAGCAGCGGAGCUGGAAGAGCUAUAUGGAGACAUUAAUGCCUUGGAGUUUUAUCCUGGUUUGUUGCUUGAGAAACGCCAGCCAAACUCUAUUUUUGGGGAGAGCAUGGUGGAGAUUGGAGCCCCGUUUUCCCUGAAAGGGCUUUUCGGAAACCCCAUCUGCUCCCCGGAAUACUGGAAGCCCAGCACUUUUGGUGGCUCGACUGGCUUUGAGAUCGUGAAAACAGCUUCGCUCCAGAAGCUCGUGUGUCUCAACGUCAAGCGGUGUCCGUAUGCGGCAUUCCACGAGUGA